Molecule: messenger RNA, 699 nt
Organism: Protopolystoma xenopodis
Lineage: Eukaryota; Metazoa; Platyhelminthes; Monogenea; Polystomatidea; Polystomatidae
Source: the annotation of a GenBank genome assembly
AUGGAGCUACUAGAAUAUUCCUUCCACUUGGUUUGCUCCCUCUGUCCUCUUGCUUCAUACCGGCUGGUAGUAGCUCAGGAGACUCUUAUCAGACACACUGACAACGUCUUCUUCCGAGGAGGCUGCUCUUCUCAGCUCAGCAAGUGGUUGAGUGUUGAGCUGAACUCCAUCGUACCACAAAAGACUCAAUCCGUCAUACUCACUGGGAUGGAUCCGAAGGUUUCGUCGGUUUUAAAGAGCCAUAAAGGUUGUUUGGUUUAUCCUUAUUCUGGGGUCCGAGAGGCCGGAAUUCAACUUCUUCCCCGACCUAUUAGAUCAAACGAAUCUGACCUGGACCAGUCAUACCGGACUCCAGGUAAAGCUUCAGAGUCUAGUUCAACCAGCCCGGCUAUCUCGAGACAGAAAGACGCAUCUCAUCAAUCAUUCACCAGUCAAAACUCAUCUGUGACCCAACCACAUUCGAGGCCUUUCACACCACAUCCAUCAGUUGGCAACACUAAUGUUCUUUCUCCUCAGCCCCCUGUGAAUUCUAAGAGUUAUCCUCAAUUUGGGCGUAAGGAGUUGCAAGAGGUGGUUGCUCAUGGGGAAAAGAACAUCGACAGGACAGAUCUUAUCACGGCUUUGCAGGCUGGAUGGAAUGUAACAAACGCAAUUCAGGUUGGUGUAUACAACUAUGACCUUAAUAAAACAUUGUUUUAA